Molecule: messenger RNA, 4942 nt
Organism: Drosophila ficusphila
Lineage: Eukaryota; Metazoa; Arthropoda; Insecta; Diptera; Drosophilidae
Exons: 13
Coding region: 222-4160 (1312 amino acids)
Source: RefSeq, a predicted model, not a curated record
AGUGUGCCCCAGGGGUGCAUUGAAAAGAGCGUAUGUGUAUUUUUUAUCUGCUCGCUCAAUAAAGUGAUAAAACGGAAAAACGCAGCUUUGUAAUCCCGCAACUCGCCACUACGAUGCCUGCAGAGUUUAGGGCUCUAGCAAUUUGAUAUUGGAAGCGAGAUUUGUUUCGUUCCAGUAGGGAAUGGACGCAAUACUAGAGUGAACGGCGGUGCCCUACUAUCAUGCCCAUGUCCCUGCAAACCGUCUCGGCCCCGGCUCCAGUGCCGGCAGCUCUGCCGGCUACUUUGUCGGUCAGUGCCUCCAGCACCCAGAUGCUGCGCCCCCAGACGCUCGCCGGCCCCGAGCGGGAGCCGAUCGAAUUUAACAUCAACCUGGUUGGAGCUCCGCCCGAGGUGGAGCAGCUGGUGGAACAGAUCAAGAGUGUGGCCGAGCAGUUCCUCUACCACUGGAAGAGCUUUCCCAUCGUUCUUCCCCAGGCGCUGGCCAGCAGUGGUCUGAAUCUGACGGCCAGGAACGCGACCAACAGCGUGAGCAGCCGCAAAACGCGACCCAUUAAUCUGCGCGACCUAUUCAUAGCUCCUCCCUUCGACGAACUAGACGCAGUGGCCUCAGACGGAAGUGGAGAGCCUCGCCGGUUGACAAGCGCCCAGCUGAAAACUCUACGGGAAACUGGCUUGCAAAAGGAUAAAUAUGGAAAGCCGAAGAAAUUAACUUUGGAACAAUUGGAAACUAUACGUAAAAAUGGCGAGUUCGAUGUGCCCAGUCUGCACUUUCCUGGCCAGGUGCACAAGUGGCGUCUGUCCCAAUUGCUGCAGAAGGGAAAGCUGCGUGCCCAGGAUUCCUUUCUAAGCGACCUGGCCCUAGCUGCUCGCUUUGUCGUGGUCACGGCCCGAGCCCGGAUCUUUUCCCACUUCUUCUCCGUGGUGCAGGCCAUGCACGGGCUGCUGGGAGCAUUUACCAAGCUGGCGGACAUGUUUAUCGGGGUUCCGGCUCUAUUGGCCCACAACCUGGACUACAAGAUAAAGGAGGAGCGCUGCAGGUUUCUCAUAGCCGAGUUAGUCUGUCGGCCCGAAUUUGAGGAUUGUCUGGAUGGUCUGUGCUCGUAUGUCCGAAAGAUGCUUCGACGCGCCACUAUGGAGAAGUUCGACUUCAACAGCUGCGAGGUCAGCCAGCCAGUGCCGUACCUCUUCCUCACGCCCAAGGGACAGGAGAUCGACUUGCGCCUGUUCUGCCGCGACAUCAUGCGCAAGGCGCUGCCCAUUCUGAUUGGCAUCCUGGAGAGGGAGACGCGCGGCUGGUUCCUGCAUUUCCGCGAGCGUCUGAUUGCCGAGCUGCGGGCUAAGAAGCUAAACGACAAGGAAAUCGAGGAGGAGGUCAACGAGGCUGUUAUGAAGGAGUAUUUGCAGCGUGUCUACAGCUCUAUAGUGUCCAACACCAAGUUGGCGGAGCUGGGCGCCGGAGUGCCGGAACUCCUGGUGCAGCAGGCCCAGUCGGUGGUGAUUAUGUACAAGGCAGUGGACAAGGUGGAGCAGAAUAUCAAGCGCACCCGCGAGGACCACCAAAAGUGUCUGGCUAAUGAUCAUUCCGUGCUGUCCCGGGUGGCUCCCUGGCUGCGCUCCAAGCUUCGCCACGCUGAGGAGAACCGGCUGCACAAGAGUGCAUGGUCAGCCCACGAAGAGGCGCUGAAGAUGUGCACCCAGCACAACUUGCACCAGACGGCUUACUUCUUGUCCCGCGACCUGGCCUUCAUGAAGGAACGUGAACCUGUGCUUCUCAAGGAGUUGAAGAACGCCAAGACUCCCACGCGCAGCUUUCAGUGGGCCUGUCGCAUCUGGUCGCCGCAGUCGUGGAUCAUCCGUCGCAACUUCCAGGGCCAGUCGGACGUGAUUCCCACGGUUAUCAGCCAGCAUGCCACCAGCAUCGUGACUCCCCGCUCGGACCCCAGCCAGCCGGUAUUUUUAGUGGAGAAGGAGAUUAUCCGCACAACGAGCACCCGCUGGCCCUUCUGGCGCCUACUGAACAUGAUCCAGCGCAUCUGGUGUUGGUCCUGGAACAUGAUGUUCCUGCUGGGCAUCCUCGUUCCGUGGUGCAGUCCGCUAGGACUGCGUGCCCUCUGCUGUGUGAAACCCUUCAUGCCCGACCUGGAACUUUCGCAGAUCAACGGCACACUGUUCCCAAGGAAGACGAGUAUCACCCAGACGUUGGCCUCGCGGCUAAUCGAGUUGUGGCGUCACAUAUCAAAGUCGCGCACGCACUUCGAGACGGAACCGGAUACGGGCUUCAUUGGCAAGGGACUGACACGCAACCUGAAUCGAACUUGGAACUACUUUGUGAAAGGAUUCCUAGGCACCAUUGUCAUCUUGUUCGCUUUUCCGCUUAUCUGCUUGUCCGCCAGCCUGCUGAGCAUUGGUCUGGCUGUGACUGCACCCCUGUGGAUUCCCGUAUUUGUCCUGCUGCUCCACAUUUACAUGAUCCUCGUAUAUGAUUUGGAUGCGCCUGAUAACACGAAAAACCGAUACUGCAUUUUGCUGGAGGCUAUUGUUUGGAAUCUUCUCAUUCAAGGAGUGCUGCAGCCGGUGGCGGCGGUUCUAAUGGCCACGUUGAUCUGUCCAUUGGCAGCGGGAGUCGUUUUUAUCGUGGGAGUCCUUCGCUAUUCACUUCGCCUCGUCUGGGACUCGCUCACCUACCAUCUGUUCAUUAAGAAGUGUGGACGUGUGCCGGCCUCGGAUAGCAUUGCUGUAAAGCGAAUCGCUGGACCCGGACUGGCACUUGACUAUUACUUCAUUAUCCGACCAGAGCAGGCUUUGGCGGCGCUAGAGGCUAAAAUGGAACUGGACGAGCUGCAGGCCUACCAGCACGCCACGGAGCGAGUGGUCCUGCAGCCACAGCACGAUUUCCUUCAGUUUGUCGAGGCUUGCUUUGGUCCGUUUUCCGCCCAAAUUAGUAAAACCGGUCCCUACUUGUCGCUGGACCGUGAGGCGCAGGAUCUGAUGAGUACGCUCCACGAGAAACUGGAAAAGCGGCGAAGGGAGCUGCAGACGGCGCUGACCACUCAGGUCAAAUCGCGCAUCAAGCUGAAUACCAAAGAAUUGAAGAUUGCUAUACAACUGGCCGCCCAUAUUUUAGAGAAGUAUUAUCCGUCUCAUGUCAUCGGCAGGUUGUCGAUUAGCGAAGAAGAGUUCUGGGAUAAUAAGGGUCUCACGGUGAACGACUGGCCCGGACUAGCUGGUCUUAUAUACACCGACAUAUUUAGUUUAGAUUUUCUAACGCCAUUGACUGAAAACGAUACACAUUUUAAACUAGAACCACAUGCCUCGCUCGAUCUGACGCGUUAUACAGAGAUGGUCAAGAAUGCGAAUGAUGUGAUAGGCUCCAAAGGCCUGGAUCUGCUCGGCAAUGUGUAUGCGCCGCGUGGCAAUGUCCAGGUGCACCUGCCCUUCCUCGAGGUGACCGCAUUCAAUCCACGCUCUCGAAUAACGCUCACCUUCCGCAAGCCAGAGAAACGGGAUAUGUCCGUUGGAUUGACCACACCAAGGGUGCGUGCCCAUCGAGCCCAGCAUGUGCCGAAGACGCCUCAAGAUGCCCAGAAGGCCUGGCGACCGUGGAAGCAAAAAUGCGGGGAGAAGAGCGUGACGGAAAAGCUCCUCAUUCCGCUGCCAGUGCCCCAUCCAGUACACAUUGCCAUCGCCAUCUACAAUCGCGACACCGAGUUGCCCAUUCCCUUGGACUCGGAGCUUGUCUGGGAGAUCCUCAAGUCGAUCGAAGACUGUCAAGGCGGCGAUGCCAUUGCUGUUCAGGCUGCGGCGCGAUACCGGGGAGCGGUUAUUGAAUCCAGCAAUGACUCACUGGCCACCAGCAGCAGCAUAGGCAGCACCCGUGACUCGGGAUCCGGCUCUGUGUCAGGGUCUGCCUUGGGCAACGGCACAGAGACCUUACCCUGUGGCAAUCGCGAGGUUUGCACACAGGUGAAAGUGGACGCCGAACCGGCUGCAAGCUCUUCUGGAUUUCAUUGGACUCUGAGCAACUGGGGCGCUGCGCAAACAGCCCGACGUCGAACAAACUCGAAUGUGCGCGUGGACUUGGCCAGUCCCGAAGAUAUAUCCCUGGAUACGGAUAGUUCUCGAGCCGUCUUUAACAAUGCGUACGGCACAACGGUCUAACAGGCUUUCGGUGGUUCGGGCACACAAGUAUAUAUUAACCUAUCAACACACGUAGAUUUAUUCGUGGCUGCUCGCUUUUAAGAAAAGAAUGCAUAACCCGUUUUAUCGAAUGAAGUCUCGAAUAUGGUCCAGGCAACGUAACAUUUUGGGAGGGAACCGAUUGUUCAGAAAAGAAUUCGAACCACAUUUAAAAGAAUACUUUUUGAAGAAUUUAGAAACUGUCUGUGAGUGGUACAUUUGUGAAUCAGAUGCCUCAUCUGUUUGCAUCCAGGGAACAAUCGAAAGUAUUUAAAUGUUUUCCCUUCUCAAUACAAAAUCCCAGGCAGCCGCGUAGUUAAUGUGUAAUAAGAACAAAUUUAUCCAUCUAACUAUAUUUACGUAUGCGUAUAUGAUAUACAUAUAUGGUUCGAUAGUAUACACCGCAUAGGCGAGUCGAAAAGCAACAAACUUCAAUCUAGUCGCAAGCUAACUUUAUGCAGCAAUCUAAUUCGAUUUCUUACGCAACUUAUAAGAAUAAAACGCAGCUUCAUGACAGUUUUACAUUAGUGAUUAGUUCACUCUGAUUUCCGUAUUAAAGGCCAAUACAUAGGAAUACUUAUUGAGUAGAUAUUCAAUAUAAGCCAUGAGAUUUUUCUUUGUACCUAACCAACCAACAAAUUUAAGUUUAACUCGUUUAAGAACAAACUUUGUAUUAUAAAUAUGCCACGAAUUGUACCAUGAGCAGUUAAACAAAUAUUGUUGAUUAAUAACUAAUUUAUUUAUAUACAGUCAAACUAUCUGAA